Sardina pilchardus (European sardine) is the source of this 759-nucleotide messenger RNA. It is a transcript of the gene bglap, whose product is annotated as bone gamma-carboxyglutamate (gla) protein. The transcript is spliced from 4 exons. Bases 67 to 378 code for a protein of 103 amino acids. Gene Ontology annotation, cellular component: extracellular region. NCBI's taxonomy places the organism in Eukaryota, Metazoa, Chordata, Actinopteri, Clupeiformes, Clupeidae. Gene Ontology annotation, molecular function: structural constituent of bone; hydroxyapatite binding; calcium ion binding. Gene Ontology annotation, biological process: regulation of cellular response to insulin stimulus; bone development; osteoblast differentiation. The record is from RefSeq and is a predicted model, not a curated record.
AAAGUGAGAGUACUGGUCAUUCUUCGAUUGUCUACAGUCCAGAGAACAACUUAAGAACCAGCAGAAAUGAAGACCUUGGCCAUCCUCGUCCUCUGUGCUCUUGCAUAUGUCUGUCUUUCAGCAAGUACCGGGGCUUCUGACUCAACUGUCAGUCAGUCUGACUCUCCCAAUGAGGAAGGCGUGUUUGUGAACAAGGACCACGCUGCUACUCUCAUGCGGCAGAAGCGUGCUGGCACCACUGACCCUGCCAGCCUGUCAUUGACUCAGCUGGAGAGCCUGAGAGAGGUGUGCGAGGCCAACUACGGCUGCGAGAAUAUGAUGGAUACAUCUGGAAUUAUUGCCGCCUACACUGCUUACUAUGGACCAAUCCCCUAUUAGAACAUCAUCACCUUGACCAGUCACCUUCCAGCCAGCCUGUCCAGCCCAUGCGAAGAUGUUAAUGUAGAUGGGAUGCAUAGUUUAGAGAACAUCACCACUUUUACAGCCUUCAAGACCAUUCUGAGGAGUGAUUUAAGACUUCCAAAACAUAUCUGCAAGUCUAGGCAAACGAAGUCAGGGUGGGGUAGAGGUUGUGUAGCUAAAGUGCUAAAUUGUAAAUGUAUUUUGAGUGUUAAAUUUAAGUGAUAUUAAAAUGAUAUUAUGAAGGUUGAACUCUAAUAUCAAUGAAUCAGGCAUUAACAUCAUUUAGCAAGUAGUAAUCAAGAGGGUGAGUAGUCAUUAGUUUAGCAUAAAUAAAAAUACAAAAUACUGAAAUUUUGU